Lagopus muta (rock ptarmigan) is the source of this 6985-nucleotide messenger RNA. Its product is annotated as gonadotropin-releasing hormone II receptor-like. Gene Ontology annotation, cellular component: membrane. Gene Ontology annotation, molecular function: peptide binding; gonadotropin-releasing hormone receptor activity. The transcript is spliced from 7 exons. Bases 1492 to 2619 code for a protein of 375 amino acids. Lineage: Eukaryota; Metazoa; Chordata; Aves; Galliformes; Phasianidae. The record is from RefSeq and is a predicted model, not a curated record. Gene Ontology annotation, biological process: G protein-coupled receptor signaling pathway.
GGUCCCCUAGUAUGUCUCUCCUGAUGUCAUGGCCAUCACUGGGCUCAGUCCUUCCCCAUCAUACCUCCAAAGAGGUGAGAUGGAGGUUGCUCCAAGAGCACCAGAAAGUCUCAAUAGCAAAUCCCUUUAUAAUCACAUUGCUGAGCACAACUCAUCUCAACACCACAAGAUGUGGCCACUGUUUCAUAGAGUCACAGGGUCAUUAAGGCUGGAAAAGAUAACCAAGUCCAACCAUUGACCCAUCACACUGUGCCCACUGAACCAUGGCCCUCUGAGUACUGCACGUCCCAGCCAGCACCUUCCUGUCCCACACCUGCAGUGUGAGUGGUGCAAUACAGAGGUCAGUGCCAGGCAGUGUGUGAUGGGACCACUUGGAUUGGACCACUCUGAAUGGGGACAUUUAACAUGCAAAGGAAAGGCAGUAGCAGAGCUCCAAACCACAGCCCUCCAGGUGUUUGGUUUUCUGCUUGGUGGACAAAGAUCACCCUGUGUUGGCUUGAGCAAUUAAUUAGUCCUGAAGAAAUCUGUAAUUUAUUGCUCUUAUUUACAUGCAAUUGCUUCAGGCUCGGAUGCACUCAGAGCUGGAGGAAGGUGAUGGGGUAGUAGCUUUUGUUUCACUCAUAAUUUUUCUUGCUCCAUUUUUCCCUCUAGAUCAGGUCAAGGCAGGGAGGGUGGCAGCUGAUUGAUGCUGGCAAAGCACUGUCAGGAUUUCAUGAACUGGAGCAUCAAGCCAAGAGCUGCUCUUUGGCAACAUCUGGAUAACUCACAGUGCCUUCUGGGAAUGGAUUUGCAAAUGGCAACCCCCAAAAAAGCAGCACCAUGUCCUCCCCAGGAGGGAAAGAGGAUGCCAUGUCCAGUAUGAGACAAGAAUUUCCUUGGACGAGCUGCUCCGGAGACAAUUCAGGGCUUGGAGGAGGAAAAGAAGAACCAGAAGAAAAAUGUCUGCAUUUGAGAGUCUGAAGGUGCAGGUGCAAAGAGCUAAGUGAAAGGAAAAAUCAAGAUGUGGGGCUGCAUUCUUCUCCGCUUUGUCCAGAAGAGAAGGCUGCUGCCAUGAGUGGGCUCACACCCAGCUCCUGUGUGCUUUCAGUGCUUUUUUCUGCCCCAGGAACAGUCUCUCCUCACAGAUGUCCAUGCCAGAAAACCGAUGCGGUGCAUGCUGGCGCUGGUCCCUGAUGGGGCCACGUUUGGUCACAAUACCAACAGACAACAUCCUGAGCGCUGGCCACUUCUUGCCAUCCAUCAGCUCCACUCCCACAGCCGGCUCAUUAGGACUAAAAGCGGAUCGCUCGUUAAGCCAGCAGGGCAGGGGUGCCCACCUCCAGGUUUGCUGCAGGGAAUGUUUGCGUCGGCGUUGCCUUCUCCAGAUGCCAGGGGCUGCAUACAUCUCCGCUAAUAGCAGUGAGCUGCCGGCGGUGCAGACGCACGGAUGCUCAGCACUGGAGCUGCCUGACUUGCUGCGGGGACGGGCAGCAUUUCUCUUCGCUUCAGGGCAUGUGUGUGCCAGCUGCUUUAAUUGAAGCUGAACCACCCCACCACCCCACCACGGAGGGGGUCACCAACACCUCGGCUGCUCGCUGCCCUCAGCACUGGGUCGAGCCCCGGUUCACGCAGGCUGCAAAGGUGCGCGUGGCCGUCACGGCCAUUUUCUUCUUGCUGGCAGCGUGCAGCAAUACAGCAGUGCUGGGCAGCCUGCUGAGGAAGAGGAAGAAGUGCCACGUGCGGCCACUAAUUCUCAGCCUGGCGCUGGCCGACCUGCUGGUGACGGUGGCAGUGAUGCCCUUGGAUGCAGCAUGGAAUGUGACAGUGCAGUGGUACGGCGGAGAUCUUUCCUGCAAGCUCCUCAACUUCCUCAAGCUCUUUGCUAUGUAUGCAGCUGCCCUGGUGCUGGUGGUCAUCAGCCUGGACCGGCAUGCUGCCGUCCUCCAGCCCUUUGCUCGUGCCCGACGCCGCAAUGGGCUGCUGUUGCGUGCUGCAUGGCUGGGCAGUGUGCUGCUAGCAUCACCCCAGCUAUUUCUCUUCCACCUUCACACGGUCCCAGGAGGGAACUUCACACAGUGCGUUACUCACGGCAGCUUCCGAGCACACUGGGAAGAAACUGUCUACAACAUGUUCACCUUCACCACCCUCUAUAUCACCCCCCUGAGCAUCAUGAUUGUUUGCUACGUCCGAAUCAUUUGGGAGAUCAGUAAGCAGCUAAAGAUCAACAAAAGUCUGGUAAGAAGUCAAAAUGACCACAUCUCCAAGGCACGCAUGAAGACUCUCAAGAUGACCAUUGUGAUUGUUGCCACCUUCAUCAUCUGCUGGACCCCGUACUACCUCCUGGGCUUGUGGUACUGGUUCCAGCCAGCCAUGAUCCAGAGGAUGCCUGAGUACAUCAACCACAGCUUCUUUCUCUUCGGCUUGCUGCACACAUGCACCGACCCCAUCAUUUAUGGGCUGUACACCCCCUCGUUUCGGGAGGACGUGCAGUCGUGUCUCAGGGGAAUUGAAGCAGCCAUUACCAGGCAUGAGAGACACAAACCCGUCUUAGUCUCAGAGAAGACCACCAAAGAUGGGGCUGUCAAUGGCCAGGUGGCAUCGGGUGGCUCCAAUGGGACAACCAUUAACACGGUGUGCUGAAGAGAUGUACCAGGAGACUAGCAGCAUCAGGGGCUGCUUUGUCUGGAUGAUUUUGGAGACAAGUCCACUGACUGACUGGGGGGGGUGUGGGUCUACAGCCAUAAACCAUGAACAUUUCUCCUGCCUGUACUGAGAGUGAAUCCUCAGGUAGGAGCUACUCUCUCACCCAGCACAAGGAAGAUGCAGCAGAGGGGCUGGGCCUCAUUUAUUAGAGACUGACAAGCCUGAGGUCUUGUCCAGUCUUCUCCUUGCUAUGGCAUCCAUAAAAGCAAUUUUGGGGUCAUUACCUGACCCACCUCCCCUCAGGCUGCCCCUGUAGGGAGGGAGGAGAUGCUGUGGGAGAUGGAGACAGACAAGAACGAUACAAAGAGCUGCAGUGGGCUGAGAUAGGAUUGAAAGGGACACAGUGGUGUCUCUCCUCAUGCAGGGGUGGUGUGGAUACAUCCUUAUGUAGCAACAGUCUGGGACACAGGGUUGACCAGGAGUGAGUAUUUGGGAUAACCAAAGGGUGAGAACAAGACCUGCUGCUGCCUAGCCCCUCCCAACUGCCAUCUUGCACAUGCUAACAGAAUUAAACCACCUUUUCUCCUCCCUGCUUUCCCCUUUAUCACACACUCAUGUCUGCUUUGCCCUACCACCCACACCUCACUGCUGACUCCAAUCAGAGUGCAUGCAGCCAGGUGCACUUGAUGACCCUGUGCAUCCUAAGGAGGACUGUGAUGGGAAACACCUGUGGGGGGAGGGCUCAUCAGCUGCUGUGGGUGCCAGCUGGGUGCUGAUGGCCUUUAAAUGCACAGCACAGAGCAGAGAAGCUGCUAGAAGAGGCAGGGUGGAGGAAGGAAGGAGUUGGCUGAGCUCUGGUGAGUAAAAUGGUUUAUUUUUAUUUUGUUUUUAUUUAUUGUCUUUUCAUUAACAUGCCAGAAGUUUAUGGAGAUCUUUCUCUUUAGGUGUAUGUUGAAGGUAUGAAUUUAUUCAGCUGUAUUGUUAUCUUCUAUGCAGUUAGGGGUGAUUGAUUACUUCUCUGUGAGAUGCUUGUUAAAUGUUUGGGUUUUUUUGUUUCUGAAGGCAACUUUAGUUGGAGCUAAGAGGAGUUCUUUAGUGGUAUGGUUGCCUGUUUUUUGUUGUGUGAACUCCAUGGGCAACUGAGGUUCUGGAUUUGUCAGGAAACAGUUCUGAGUAUUUUUGUGACUACUGUAGCUUUGAAUGAGCACUUGAGCUUUAUCAGCAUGAAUGUAUUAAUAAGACUCUUGACUUGUGGCUGUAAAUGUGUGUGUGGGGAAGCUGAGAUCCUCCUGGAAAUCAAUUACUUUAUGAGAAGCCUGGAGUGAUGAAUCCCUGUUGGUAAGAAAGGACCUGGACUGGUCUCCCAGUGCCCAGCCCACAAAAACCAAGUGGGGUUUGAACAAAAGGAGUGGUAAGGGGUGUUGGCUGGGCAGCUGUGGUGCUUUGGGUGAUAGCAGGCUGGGGACAGCUGUUGAGUACUUGCCUUUCACUAUGUUAAGCAUUGUCUCAACUGCCUGAAGUGGGGGGGGAUCAAUCAGAGCUGUAAGAGCCCAGUCAGCCAACUGGGAUCAACUUGAGCCCUUCAGAAAGCAUCUGAACUGCAGUGAGAUAUGUAAUUGCCUUUUGGCUUUUCUGGGCUUGCUCCACUCAAGGUUAAUUUUGCAAUGCUAGCAGAGUAGGGCUCAUGGUGCCAGGCGGUCUUGGUUUAACUGGUGCCAGUUGGGUUUCUUGAAGGGUGGUGGGAAUGGGUUCUGGUGGGGAAAGCAACUUGCUCAUCAGACCCUCCUUUGGCAACCCUAUCUGUAGCAGGGGCUUAGAACUAGAUGAACUUCAAGGUCCAUUCCAACUUAUGCUAUUCUACGUUCUAUUGGUCCUGCUGUCAGGCUGAAGAUCCCUAUGGGGAGAAAAACAUGUUGGUUGUUUGAGCCUUGAAUUAGUGGUGAAGUGCCUUUAAUCUCUUAAACAUUCUUUAGUGAAUUUCUGCUGAGUGGGAGCAAAUUGUAUCCAGACUUAUUUAAGGUCACUUGUCCACUCUUGUAUGGUGUUAGGAGAGCUUGUAGGCAUCUAAGAAGUGUGUUUCUUUUUGGGAGGGACUUGUUACCUUUAUGGCCUAUAGGUAUGGUGGGAGAGCAUAAAGUGUUCUGGCUUUGGGAUAUUUUUAAGGAAUUCUUUCCUAUGAGGGUGGUGAGGCACUGGGAGAGGUUGUCCAGAGAAGCUGUGGCAGCCACAUCCAUGGAGGUGCUCGAGGCCAGGCUGGAUGAGGCUUCGAGCAGCCUGGUGUAGUGGAAAGCAUCCCUGCUCUUACUGGGGAGGUUAAACUAGAUGAUGUUAAAGCUCCAUUUCAACCCCAACCACUUGGUGAUGCUAUGAACUGUGGCACAAUAGGAAAACUCUUCUCCUUGGGAUGCUGGGGAGGACACAUCCCUCAGUCCUUGGGACGUGGUCCCCAAGAUGCUUGUGGGUGCUUUGUGCAUGCUGUGCGUUACUCCCUACUGCUUCCUUUCUUCCCUUUUCUGGUGCUUAAAGGCUGACAUUUUGGCGAGCCCAGAGCAUGGGCAAGAUGCCCAAAGUGACAGCUUUCAUGAUAGAAGGGAAAUGUCACUGGGGGAGUGUGCUGCCAAGCAGUACCCUGCUCCUCCUCGCCCUGCGUGCUUCUGCUUUCUGCCCUGGUUGCCUGCUUGCACGACCUCAGCUGUGGCACUGAGGGACAUGGCCCAGUGGGGAUGGUGGGGAUGGGCUGAUGUUGGACUUGGUGACCUCUGGAGGUCUUUUCCAACCUUAAUGAUUCUAUGUUUCUAACCCUGUGCUUCAGUGUUUCUUUCUUCAGGAAGAAGCUCUGAUUUGUUUUCCAUUAGCAGUUUUAUAGCACUGUGCGUGUUCAAAGAGCCACACAAGUGGCUUAAGAGCUUAACAGAACCUCAGGUUAAUUCAGAAUAUUGUUGGUUAUUCAACACAACACUCGCAUUAAUUCAGUUGACUGCAUCUCACCACGUUGGGAAACACAUGCUGAAAUCAGCAGGGAGCACAGAAAACAAGCACCAGAGUUGGCUAUUAAGUAUUUUGAUGGCCCACUAAGAUAGAAUGCAUUCAUUUUCCUAUUGCCUUUGAGGUCAGCAGUCCCAAAUGGGGCUCUAGAGCUCCAGAGAACAGCCAGGGCACCAGCCCAUGGUUCCCUGCCUGCAGCUCCUCUCUCCUGUGGGUCUGCUCAAACCUGGGAGUGGAAAAAUCCACUCUUUGGUAUUGCUGGUUUAACACAGUGCUGGUUUAAAGCCAAGUAAAAGCCCAGACAGACACUGGGAGAUAGUGCUGAAUGGCCACUAUGCAUUAAUUCAUUCUGCUUAUCCUUCAGGAAAUUUCUCUAUGCAAAGGAGCCUUCAAACCGUGCCAUGUUUCUUCCCAUCUGUUCCUUCUGCCUGGCUGCUGGGUUCCAGGUCUGUGCCUUUCCCCGCAGCAAAGCAACCAUCCAUCAAACAACUGCUGCUUCAGCCCCUUCCUUUUCAAAGGGCCCCAGAUAUCCCAUCUGUUCCCAAAGAUGUUUCACUUGCAGGCACACACCAAGGCUCUUACCAACACAGUACCAUCCACCAAACAGCUUUAGGAUUUCUGCCUGGCAUCCUACCUACCCUAAACUCAUGGCACAUUAAAGAUCACUUGUUGAAAUAGACCAAAAGCAGGCAAAAAAAAAUCUCAGAAACACAAUGCAUGUUUCAAACCCCAAAUUCCUAGAUUGAAAUAUCCAGCUACUGUAGCCAAAUCUGUUGUGCAGUAAAUUGUUGGUUUAUGUAUAUUUUAAUUGCAAAUCAGAGCUAUAAUUAGCACGUAUGUUUCGUGGGCUGUGGCAAUGCAAUGUGCUGUACCAGUGAGCAUUAUUAAUGGACUGUAAAAGGCAAUGGGGAAUUGGACUAUAAUGUUCUUGUUUUGCAAGCUGUAUGGUGAAUAAAUAAAUUGGUCUUGGCAGUAAAAUUAACUGGAAUAAAUGCUUCCAGCUCUAUCCACCAAGGAGACGGGUUGCUGUAUGUGUCCUCAGAAUUGAGUUAGGAAACCUGAUUGGCAGGUUGUCAUUUCUGGCAAUUAGGUAACAGAAUAAUGUUAGAGAAAGACAGAUAUUUGAAAUAUUUCAUGAGUAGGGUUAGGAAUCAUAGACUCCUUUGCUAUGGAUAUGUGAUGAGAUCUUGUUCUGGUUAGCUCCAACCCUAUAAAGGCUGUCAGGUGGCUGUGCAUGGAACCCUUUACCCUCUCUCUUCCUCCUGUGGAAAACAGAAGUGGAAAGCAGUCUGACAGCAAAAUGCACAUUCAGUAUUGAUGCUGAAGUGCCCAAGUCUGUCUGAUCUUAUGUGCUAACCAAGGUGGGUUGUGGCUGAGC